GUCUGUUUUGAACUCGUUCGGCCGCCGUACAGAUGUUGUUUGUUUUGUUGAAAUCCAAAAUGGCGGAGGAAGUUGACCGAGUCCGAAUCUCAGCCGCGGAGCUUCGAGCCGAAGCAUUGAGUUUGAUUGAUAUCGGUCGCACUGCAGAAGAUCAGCAGCAGCAGCAGAAGACGAAGAAGUGUGAGGCAAAGGGCCCUCAGCUGAACACCUUCCAGCCAAUGGCUGGACAAGUGAACCGUGGCCAUGACAGUGAGGGAGAGAACACCCCCCCGAGUCUCUGUGGUUCACAGGAGAACGUCAACUCGCCCCAGUCCGACAACAGCAUGGUUCCUGAUGCGUUCUCGGAGGGCCAGAGACCCAGAGCCCGCCCGAGGGGCCGCGGUGGCAACAAACAGAGCGUCAGGAAGGUGGUCGCGGUCGGUGACGCGCCUCCCCCGCCCGCCAAAGAAGAAGCUCAGGGAAACGACUUUGCUGGAACGCAGGAAGAACUCCAAGAGUCCGCCGGCGCCGCACAUCUGAGCCGGAAGGCACGGAAACCGGACCAACAGUUCUAUCGGCCCGGGAGCCGGCGGAGCGCCCAGGAGCGGGAGCCGGGCGCAGACAGGGAGCCGGCCAGACCUCCGCCUGAGAGGAGCUCUCAUUCGGCCCAGGCCCCGCCCCAGAACCACACCCAGGACGGGGCAGGAGGCAAACCCUCGGCCCCCCAGGAGGAAGGAGGGGAGGAGAACAGGGGGAACGGCGGCAAGCCCACCGGCGACAGGCCUAACGACAAGAACCGCAAGAAGGACAGGAGGGAUCCAGACAGACCCCCAUCGCUCCCCACCAGCGAGCCAGCGCCAGAAACCCUCGCCAACAAGGUGGGGAAGCUCAGCCUGAAGGAGAAGGAGGAAGGAGCAGCCGGGAAGGAGGACAUGGAGGCCGGACGCCAAAGAGCGAAGGUGUCCGAGGAGAGUAAGAAAGGAGAAGGAGAGACCCCCGAGAAGAAGAGGGAUAGAGGAAACCGGAGGAGGAGAGGAGGCGAGAGGGAGAAGGACACUCUUUCCGAGACUGGGAGAGGGAGAGUAGCGGAGAGUGGUGGAGGAGAAGGAGGAGGAGGAGGAGGAGGAGGAGGAGGAGGAGGAGGAGGAGGAGGAGAGAGCGAUAGGAAGAAGGAAGCUCCCCCUGAGUCUGGGAGAGUAGCAGAGAGAGGUUGUGGAGGAGAAGGAGGAGGAAAGAGCGAGAGGAAGCGUGACCCUGGUCCAGAAGAGACAACCAGGCGGGCGUCAGAUGGGAUUCAAGGCCAGGAGGCCAGCCAGCCGGCCAAGGGAAGAGACAACAACCGGACCCGGGACAGCCGGAGAGGGGCCGAUAAACCCCACAACAACAGCAGCAGCAGCCGGGCCCCAGACCAGCAGAGAGACGCUGCCGGCGGCAGACAAGAGCCGGCGGCAGCGGCGAGCGGCGAGAGGAACAAACACAACACCAAUAACCCCUCCUCCUCCAAGCGUUACUCAAAGUUGGACAUCCGGCGCACACGAGACCGUACCUACAGCAGCAGCUCGGCCAGCAGCGCCGCCAGCUUCGACCCCCCCAGCGGGGGGAGGAGCGGCCAGAGGACGGCGUUCCAACGGCCGGGGGCGGGGCGCCGCGAGCAGGCCGGGGGGAGGAGGGACCGGGACGGCCGGGCCGCCAACGGGCAGUCGUCCACUGAGUCGCCGGAGGGCAGCGACACGAGCGCUCCCGCCAAGGACAGACGCACUGGGAGGAGAGACGGGGGGGAGAGGGAGAGGGAGAGGGGGGGAGAAAGGGGAGGGCAGAGGGAGAGGGGAGGGGAGAAAGAGAGGGGAGGAGAGGGAGGGGAGAGGGAGCGAGGAGGGGAGAGAGAGAGGGGAGGGGAGAGACCGAGAGAGGAGAGUCACAGAGUGCGGCCGCUGAGGGAGGGGGGGCGGGGCGUCCUGCGUGUGUCCCUGGACCAGCCCCCCGCCCCCCCCCAGAGCGACAGGGGCCCCCAGCCUCCGCCGGGCUCGGCGCCGCGAGGGAGGGGCCGGGGCCUCCUGGUCCUCCCCGCCCACACAGACCUCUCCGGGGGCCCCGAGCCCGGGCCCCGGCUCCUGUUCGGGGGGGCCCGAGGGGCGGCCGUGGGCCGGGGCCGGGGGGGCCGCGGCGGUGGCAGCAGGCGCCUCUGGGACCCCAACAACCCGGAGCAGAAGCCGGCCCUGCAGCGGGGCCCCCAGCUCGGGCCCCUGCCGCCGCCCAUGUUCCUGCAGACGGGCGGCGGCUACGGGCCGCUGCACUUCCUGGACACGGACGACGAGGCGGCGGGGAGCCCGCCCGUCCCCCAGGGGGGGGGGUUUCCCGGCCCGCAGGCCGUCGCCGCCGCCUACUACAAGUUCCAGACCUCGGACGACCCCUACGGCCGCGCCGGGCCCCCGGCGGGCCCCCCCGCCCCGGGGCCCGGCGCCGCGCAGCGCUACCCCUACCCCUACCAGGCGGGCCCGUCCUACUACGGGGGCCCCGCUAACGGCGUGUUACCCGCCCCCGGGGGGUACCGGGCGGCCGGCCACGCCCAGCCGGGGCCCCCGGGGGCCGGGGGGGGGCGGGCCACGCCCGAGGAGGUGGAGCAGCAGAACCGGGGCGAGCUGGGCCGCCUGCUGAGAGGGGCGGACGCCCAAGAGCUGCAGAUCAACAACCUGCUGUCCCGGGACACCCUGAGCGCCCAAGGCCUGGAGCGCAUGGCCCAGCUCAGGUGGGCCGGAGCGCGGCUGCUGGAGGAGCUCCAGAACCUCAAGUCCACCGUGCUGUCUCAGGAGAAGAGGAUAUGUGACCUUGAGAACAAGCUCUCCCAGUACACCAACGGCACGGCCUGA
Gadus macrocephalus (Pacific cod) is the source of this 2846-nucleotide messenger RNA. RefSeq names its product telomerase-binding protein EST1A-like. The record is from RefSeq and is a predicted model, not a curated record. Lineage: Eukaryota; Metazoa; Chordata; Actinopteri; Gadiformes; Gadidae.